Molecule: messenger RNA, 2394 nt
Organism: Poecilia reticulata (guppy)
Lineage: Eukaryota; Metazoa; Chordata; Actinopteri; Cyprinodontiformes; Poeciliidae
Gene: rhbdl1
Product: rhomboid, veinlet-like 1 (Drosophila)
Cellular component (GO): membrane
Molecular function (GO): serine-type endopeptidase activity
Source: RefSeq, a predicted model, not a curated record
AGAGAGAUUAAAAUUAAAAAAACACAAAAUACAAUCAAACCAGACAGAAGAUUUUUAACCUCCAGAGGGAAAAUGGAAACGAUGAAGGAGGUAAUAAAACAGAAAACCCAUUUUUCACAUCCCAGUCGGUAAAUAAUCUCACCAUCAGCAACACGAUGAAACUAAAUCCCUGAUUUAUUAUCAAUCUGAUCGACGAAGCGACAAAUUAAUGUUUGAAUCAGUUGAUUUAUUGAUCCCUGCGACAGACUGGCGACCUGUCCAGGUGACCCCGCCUCUCGCCCGGAUCGUUAGCUGGAGGCAGCGGCGGUGUUAGAAAUGGAUGGAUGAUUUAUUGAUCUAUUGAUUAUUGCCACGGGUCAAUCUGAAAAACUGAAACAAUGUGACAAAGGAAAACAGGAGGAAGCCAGUUUUCUGUUCACACCGUGGGGACUUGGUGUGUAACACACAAGGGGAGUGUGUGUGUGUGUGUGUGUGUGUGUGUGCGUGUGUGUGCGUGUGUGUGUGGUCUGUAGUAGUAAAAGCAGAGCUGCAGUGGAUCCUCUCCCCGAGACGCCUUGCUUGUAGUGAGGAGAAGAGCCGCAGCCCCUCGCCACUCCUUCGCCUCCUGCAAUUGGAAGAAGGAGGCCGCCUCCUCCCUCCCCCCGCCUCAUCGGCAUGCAGGCGGCGCAGUGUGUGUAUGAGGAGAGAGGCGAGCGAGAGACGUAGCAGUCAGUGCGAUGGGCUAGAGGAGAGCGAGGAGGCGGAGGAGCAGAGUGAACCCUGGAUCUGCCUUGCCUUCGCCUGUCGUCUGCCUGAAGCUGGGUUCGCCACCGCGUCGCGCCGCACCGACACCGAGCAGACCCUCGGACCUUUCUGAGAUUGCUCCACCAGCCGGGAAAAACCAGACGCCACCAGGCUUCCUCCUCCAUCAUCAUCCUCAUCAUCAGCAGCAGCAGCAGCGGAGCGGCCUGACGCCACAGUUCAGGCACCAGCUGCUAACCAAACCGCGUCUCCUUCCUCCGCCUCGCCGCGCCGCUCCCUAUGCCCUUGUCCUCGGCGGCUCCUCUCACCUCCCUGGCCAGUAUAUGGAUAGAAGCUCCCUGUUUCAGCUCAUACAAGAGCAGUUGGACCCAGAGAACACCGGUUUCAUCCCAGUGGAGAACUUCACCAGCUUGGUGGAGCACCAUGAGCUGCAGCUGGACCCGUCCAAGCUGGACAUGCUGUUAGCGCUCGUCCAGAGCAACGAGGAGGGCCAGGUGUGCUACCAGGAGCUCAUCGAGCUGAUGAGCAGCAAGCGCUCCAGCAGUUUCCGGCGCGCCAUCGCUAACGGCCGCCGCACCCUGCAGAGGGAGAUCCUGCUGGACGAGACGGGCCUGGGACUCUACAAACGCUUCGUCCGCUAUGUGGCCUACGAGAUCCUGCCGUGUGAGACGGACCGGCGCUGGUACUUCCACCAGAACCGCCUCUGUCCUCCGCCCGUCUUCAUCGCCGUCGUCACCAUCGUCCAGAUAAUCGUGUUCAUGUGCUACGGCAUCAUGCUCAAUAAGUGGGUUCUGCAGACGUACCAGCUGGACUUCAUGAAGAGUCCGCUGGUCUACCAUCCCGGCCACCGCGCACAAGUCUGGCGCUUCUUCAGCUACAUGUUCAUGCAUGUUGGUUUGGAGCAGCUGGGAUUUAACGCUCUGCUGCAGCUGAUGAUCGGCGUUCCCUUGGAGAUGGUUCACGGCAUCUUACGGAUAAGUUUGCUCUACAUGGCGGGAGUUCUGGCCGGCUCGCUGACGGUGUCCAUCACAGACAUGCGUGCUCCGGUGGUCGGGGGAUCCGGAGGCGUCUACGCUCUCUGCUCCGCGCAUCUGGCCAACGUCGUCAUGAACUGGGCCGGGAUGCGCUGUCCGUACAAACUGCUCCGCAUGAUCCUGGCGCUGGUCUGCAUGAGCUCGGAGGUGGGCCGCGCCGUGUGGCUGCGCUUCUCGCCGCCGGUGCCGUCGUCGGGGCCGCAGCCCAGCUUCAUGGCCCACCUGUCGGGCGCGGUGGUGGGCAUCAGCAUGGGGCUGCUCAUCCUGCGCAGCUACGAGGAGAGCCUGCAGAAGCAGUGCUCCUGGUGGGUCAUCGUCUUCUCCUUCAUCACCUUCCUCCUCUUCGCCAUCUUCUGGAACAUCUUCGCCUACGAGCUGCUGGGCGUUCAGAUCCCGCCGCCGCCGCCGUGAUGGCGGCUCCGUUUGCGCCCGAUUCCACCAAACUAAAAACAAUCCACCCAGAAUAAUCGGUAACUCUUCAACCGCAGGGCGAGCAGGAGACAAAAGACCCGACAUGGAGGAGUCUCUGUUUGUCCUUCAGCAAAUUAUGACACUUUUAAAGUUGCACCAAGUUUAUUUAAAGCAGUGGUCCCCAAACUACGGCCCGCGGGCCAGAUCC